Molecule: messenger RNA, 1032 nt
Organism: Malus domestica (apple)
Lineage: Eukaryota; Viridiplantae; Streptophyta; Magnoliopsida; Rosales; Rosaceae
Source: RefSeq, a predicted model, not a curated record
AAAAUUCACACCCGCAAAUUUUGGCUCAUUUUUCUUAACCGCUCCACCUCCCUCCCUCUCUCUCUCCAACCCCAACACAACAAUUCAAUUUCAAGCAUUUUCUCUUUCUUUUCCAUUUUCUCCGUUGGAGAGAAAAAAAUGGGGCAGGAUUCUGAUUUGAAAUCCCAGCUGGUGACUGAGAUUUGCUCCGUUUCCGCGCGCGCCAUUGCCUGCUCUCACCGGCAUGGCGGCGGCAGCAGCCCUGUUCAUUCGUCUUUCGUCGAUUGGUAUCGCCUCCUUCGAGUGGAGGAAAAUGCUGGCGCGGAUGUUAUAAGAAAGAGAUAUCAUGAACUUGCUUUACAACUUCAUCCAGAUAAGAACAAACACCCAAAAGCUGAAAUUGCAUUCAAGCUUGUUUCUGAGGCAUAUUCAUGUCUCUCAGAUGAUGCAAAAAGAAGAGUUUUUGACUUGGAGAGAUGGAGGAGGUUCUGCUCUGAGUGUGGCACAAUCACCUACACAACAACCCACCACAACUCCCCAAGCACUGCCAAUCCCAAUCCUUCUUCACAUCACAAGCCUUACAAUCCCACAAAUUCAAGGCCUUGCAAAGUAACCAAGGGACUGAAAGAUGUCAGAAACAGAUUCAGAGAGGAGGUAAGGGUGAUAGAAAGCUGCUUGAAGGCCAAUGCAGCUGCAGGAACACCAGGAAAGCAAUCCUCCUCCUCACUAUUUACUCCACCUGCUGCUUUUGAUGCGUUUCAGAGCAGGUUCCCAAGGGAAUCCCCUGUCUUCAACCCAUCUGACCAUAAGGUUCAGGGAUACCCUCAUCUUCGGGCUCGAAUUUACGAGAAGCCGAAGAACUUUUGGCAGUUGAGAACUGGGCAUCAUGUACUCAAUUAUGAGCAGGGUAGAGGUAGUUAUGAUUCUCCAGUGUUUGAGGUCAGAUCGGAUAGUGGGAUGUUUAAGAGUAGGUCUACUUGUGUUCGUUCAUGACUGAUUGAUUGAUUAAUUGGAAAAAGAUGACAGGCCUCUUUUUAGGCUCAUUCAACUUUU